Messenger RNA from Acanthopagrus latus (yellowfin seabream), 4595 nucleotides. RefSeq names its product equilibrative nucleoside transporter 2-like. Gene Ontology annotation, biological process: adenine transport; thymine transport; guanine transport. Gene Ontology annotation, molecular function: nucleoside transmembrane transporter activity. Gene Ontology annotation, cellular component: plasma membrane; basolateral plasma membrane. The record is from RefSeq and is a predicted model, not a curated record. NCBI's taxonomy places the organism in Eukaryota, Metazoa, Chordata, Actinopteri, Spariformes, Sparidae. Bases 1820 to 3157 code for a protein of 445 amino acids. The transcript has 15 exons.
ACACACACACACACACACACACACACACACACACACACACACACACACACAAACAAUACCAUCAGUGUGUUUAUAUGCGCACUAAUAACUGAGUGUGGAGCAGCUCCAGGCGACAGUGUCGUCUCGUCUCUGCACCAUGUGAACGGUUUACUCGGAUCAUCUCGGAGGAAUUUAACCCGAUUAACAAAGAAGAGUUACUCAUCAAUCGUUCUGUUAAAUCACAGAGAACGUACAGACACGCCGGAGGAUCCGCCCACAGAUCAAUACCAUGAUAAAAUCAUUAUAACCAAGAUUUAAACAUGUUUUACCAAUUUGUUGAAUGAGAUCACAUGACAUUAGACAGAAGCCAAACAAAAGCCGGAGGACCAACUGUCAUCUCUAAAUAACUUAAAAACAGACAACUUUCCCCCGCAGCGUUUCUGAGUGGUGUCAAUGUUGCUGUAAACAGAACCGGGUCAACAACACAGAACAGAACACACGUUCAUUCAGUUAUAUAGUGUGUAGUAGGAACAGAUGUCCAGUUAAAGGAGCAGUCUGUAACUCGCUUUGUCUUCUACACUGAAUAAACAAACUGACCUUAUAGAAACAUCACAGUUCAUACUGUUAUACUCUGUUUACAUGUGGCGGACCCUGCCACCUCUCUUACUUCAAAUCAGUGUUUCCUCUGAGAACAGCUUAUUUAGUCUAGAGUUUGAAUUUCUUCUACUAAACUACAUAGUGCCACUUUUUACAGGUGUAGCAGUGAAUUCUGCCCUGACUGCUCAGAUCGUGAACAAAUAGUCAUAAUCAUAAUUAUUAUUAUCGAUCCUGCAAUGUCUUUGACAAAACUGCAGACUGCUCCUUUAAAACUAUCAAGCGAUUCAAGCGUGUACAAAAUAACCAACAGAACUCAGCUGGCAGGUUAAUAUUGUACAAAGACCGUCUACACACCCUCAGUUUGUUGAUUCUUUGUACACUUUCCUUCCCGUCUCAUGUUUUAAUUUGGAUUAUUUCCUUGUUCCAGAGAUCGUUCAGCCGAGGUGAUAAAUCCUGUUGACGCUCACCAUCACCUGCUUUAUGAUAUUUUGAACCUUACUGUAACUCUGUGUAUAGCUUUAUGAUCCGUAUAUUACUUUACGGUAUUGUGCUCCCUCACUCCCAAUUUAAAUGUUAUAUUUCACAUUGGAAGUCUUUCCGUCUUUGUUCUGAAGCUGCUGCACAACCAUCACACGUGUUUUCCAGGUGACCAUAAACAUCCUGAUCACUCUUCUGUUACUGACUGAUUCGACUUCACCCUAAACUUCAGCCUGCUGGGAUGUAAAGUGGGCAUGUCCUGUAGUGAUGAUGAGGAGAUCUAUUUGCUUAUAAACAGUUCCAGGUAAAGUGUGCAGUCGUGCCCAUCCUUGAUAGAUGCACCCGCCUUUUUCAUUCACUCAAACAGAACCGGUCCACGUUGAGUCUCGCCACACGUGUUGCUCUGAGACUGUGAGGAAGGCGCGAUGAAGAAAAGUUUCACGUGGAUUACGAAGUUGUUCACCACUUUUUCUUGAUCAGACUCCAUCCAUCUGUCCGACCCGCAUCACACCUGCUCCGACUCCCAGGAAGAUGACUUCGCUCCAUCCAUAACUUCUGAUGUGAACAGUGGGCGUGUCCUGUAGUGACGACGAGGAAACCCAUUGCCUGAAAAGUAGCGCCGCGCGCCCGCCUUUUCCAUUCAUUCAAACAAAACCGAUCCACCUGUCCGACCCGCGUGAGCCCGCUCCGACCCUCAGACUCGAUCCAUCUGUCCGACCCGCAUCACACCUGCUCAGACUCCCAGGAAGGCGACAGAAGCUACAGGAUGUGGAACGAGAAGAAACAGAGUCCACCUGCCGACCGCGGUCAGGCGGUCGGCAUCAUCAUCUUUGUGCUCGGUCUGGGAACGCUGCUGCCCUGGAACUUCUUCAUGACGGCCUCACAGUAUUUCAACGGGCGGCUCACAGUUUCAACUAACUCCUCCAACGGGACGUCAGGAGGUCCGACUAAAGACUACAACUAUGACAGCUGGAUGGCUUUGCUUUCCCAGCUGCCCCUGCUGCUCUUCACCCUGCUCAACUCCUUCCUGUAUCAGUGGGUGAGGGAGCGUCUCCGUGUGGCCUUCAGCUUGAUCGCCAUCUUCUUCCUCUUCUCCAUCACGGCGGUUCUGGUUCAGGUCCAGAUGGAGCCGGACACCUUCUUCUCCGUCACCAUGGCGACGAUCUGGUUCAUCAACAUGUUCAGUGCGGUGCUGCAGGGCAGUCUGUUCGGUGUGGUCGGCCUGUUUCCUCCUCGUUACAGCACUCUGUUCAUGAGCGGUCAGGGCCUGGCCGGGAUCUUCGCUGCACUCGCCAUGCUCUUCUCCAUCUUAAGUAACGCAGAGAGCAACACCACGGAGGCGUUGGGAUACUUCAUCACGCCGUGUGUGGCCACGCUGGGGACGCUGCUGUGUUACCUGCUGCUGCCACACCUGGAUUUUGCUCGUUUUUACCUGAACAGAAGUCAAACGGAUGACGUGGAGAAGUCUCAGCAGCUCCUCAGCACCGCAGAUAAAAAUGUCUCAAACAACAACGAUAAAGAGCUCGAGGCCAACGGGACGGUGACCAGUGACCCGGAGGAGAGUCAGGAGCGUCUGUCCGUCCUGGCCGUCUUCAAAAAGAUCUGGCUGAUGGCGGCGUGUGUGACGUGUGUGUUCGCCGUCACCCUGUCGGUGUUUCCUGUGAUCACAGUCCGAGUGCAGACGGUCUACACCGACAACACUUCCUGGGAUAAAGUCUUCUCCUGCGUCUGCUGCUUCAUCGUUUUCAACGCCAUGGACUUGGCUGGUCGCAGCGCCCCGUCUCUCGGCCAAUGGCCAGCGAAGGACAGCUUCCUGUUUCCUGUCGCCGUGUUGUCCCGUCUGCUCUUCAUCCCUCUGCUCAUGCUGUGUAACGUGAAGGGCUCCAGACUCCCUCAGCUCUUCAGACACGACUGUGCCUUCGUCACCAUCAUGGCCUUGUUCUCCUUCUCCAACGGGUACCUGGCGAGCCUCUGCAUGGCCUACGCUCCACAGCUGGUGAGACAUAAAGACUGCGAGACGGCCGGCUCUCUCAUGACCUUCUUCCUUGUGCUGGGUCUGGCGGUGGGAGCGUCGUUCUCCUUCCUGCUGGGAACGCUGGUGUAGACGAGCAGGGUCGAGUAAAUCAAGCGAGACGGUGAGAAGUUAAAGCAUCACGUGUGAUCCAGUCGAGUUUUAGCACUUUGUAUCAGGACAUUUUGUAAGAAUAUUCAGAGACGUGAGGGCUGAUUGACUUUUAGCCCGUCAGAGACACGUGGUUUAAAAAGACGUGGCUCCUUCAUACGACUCGUCUCGGCCCAAACAUUCACGUAGAAACUUCUGUUAAACUCAUUGGACCCUGUGGAAUCCUGCAGCUGCACUCCAGUCAUCAUGUUAUUGAUUGAUUGACUGAUUGACUGAUUGAUUGAUUGAUUGUGUGUUCUCAGCUUCACUCACGUCUUAUUUCUCUCCAGAUCGGGUCGAAGUUUGUCCUGAAACAUCCAAGAAACCCAAAAGAUCAUUGACAGAAGAGCUUCUCAGACUUUAUAUUUUAUAUUGUUGUCAUUAAUUCAGCAUUCAGCAACAAACAUUGUAAACGAACUUUAAGGUUUCUUGGAUGUUUCAGGACAAAUUUAGAUUUUGUUGAGGCUGAGAACACAAACAAAGAAAAGUUUUGGAGUUCAGUCGCAGGAUUUUGGGAGUUUGCGUGAACUUAAUUUAAUUUAGUUUUUCCACAAAGACGUGAUCCAGGAAAAGUUCUGAAUUCUGGUUCUGUUGUGUGGAAUGACUGGUGGAGAUCCAAAUGUGCUGUUCAGUAAACUGGACAUGAAUUAUUGAAGUGAAAGUCUUUAUGAUAAAAUAAUCAGGGAUCAUUAAAGGUAAACAAUGUGGAAAGUAUUUGUACAAUCAGGAACUAAAUGAAUAACGUCACAUCUUCCUUUUCUUCUCUUUUGUUUGUUUAUAUUUAUUUUUUCUUAUAACUCGUACUUUAAUGAAGUGUCAACGUCAAGAAUCAACCUUUAUCAUUUUAAAAUCCCUGCUUUUAUUGUGAAGGCAACUAUUUUGAAAGUCCUCUGCUUCCAAACAUUUUGUUUAAAGUUUUAUAAUAUAUUUCCUGGAAACAGCUUUUAUCUGUUUGUGAUUAGUUUUAUUCCCUGGUUUUGUUUUCUGUGUGUGCUGUACUGUACAACGCAGCGCUCCUAUUGGCUGCAGAGAAUUCUGUCGAGCACUGAUUGGUUUACAGGUCAACAGGUGAGCUUUACAUUUUAUUUUAUGUUACUGAAUUUAAAAGUUCAUCACUGAAUGUGUUUUUUUUCUCGUGUAAUUUAUCUUUUGAUAUUCUGAAUGUCAGGCUGUUUAACUGUUUAGUUUUUCUCUUCACACUGAGGGUUUUUCAAAUGUUCUUAUUCGUUUUAUAGAAACACAAAAAAAAACAAUUUUAAAGAUUAUCAGUUUUAUUUUUGCUUAUUUAUGCAUGUUAGCACUGUGCUGAUGCUUUCUUUCAUUCCUCUAAACAGAAAAGUCUUUAUGUUUGUUUUCAUAAUAAAGCACCUAAAAUAUCAAA